Molecule: messenger RNA, 7075 nt
Organism: Xyrichtys novacula (pearly razorfish)
Lineage: Eukaryota; Metazoa; Chordata; Actinopteri; Labriformes; Labridae
Source: the annotation of a GenBank genome assembly
GAACAAAAAUGGGACGAUUAUUUGGUUGCGCUGGAUUAGCCAAGGCGCUAGGUCGCUAGCCGAGAGUUUAGUGAAAGUGAGAGUGUCUAAAGAAAUUUUCCGGCUGUAUUUUCAGCUUUAACCUCUUCGUCUGACCUCUUUCGUGACUGUACGCAGUGAGAAUGGCCGCUGCUUCGUGUGUUUAUAUGUUUGUUGUCGUUUUGACCUGAGAAGGACUUGUGCUAACGUUAGCUUGCUAGCUUCCUGCUUGUUUACUCAGACAGUUCAACUAUUUUUACCCUGCGCGGAUAAGGUAAGUGUUUAAAACCAUUUAAUACUUUUAUUUUAACUUUGAUUUAUACAUUCUUAUUCAGUAAAAGGUCCCUAUUUACUCCAAAGCCAAUGAAAAUGCUUUACUACAUAAUCUACUUUGAAUGUGUAAGACUUUACCCACAUGAUCAACACAUUAUACAAGUCCAGUUUAAAGCUCCUGUAAGGAGAUUUCAUCAGGUUACAGAAUCAACCGAAUUUGAUAUAAACCACUAAAAUAGACAUUGAUAUUUUCUAUACUGUUAUUUCUAAUGUCAGAAAACAUGUCUGUGGGGUAGUUGUCAACAAAGUGAGUUCAAGUACACAGCUAAAAAAAUAUAUUUUGAUUUAUAUAAGAAAAUGGAGGAUCAUAUCUGUAAACUUUCCCAGUGGCCUUUUGUCCUAGAAGGCCACCAUCAUUUCAACAAUAAGAGGGGCGAGCAAGGGAGUGCUUUAAUCUAGAAUCUGUCUAUAUAUCCCAAAAUAUUCUAAUUCGUACAAACUGUACCACUGACAGAAAGCAGGAUGAGAAUUUUUCAUUAGACCAGAUCGAUGAAGAGAUGGGAGGUACGACUUCCAGGGCUCGACAGUGCAACCGUUUCACUCGCAGUUGCGACCCAAAAUAGAUGUGUGGACUUGUAAAAUGUAUUAAGGGGGCACAUCUGUGUUUUUUCAUGUAAAUACCGUGGUGAAGUUAGUUUAAGGUUGGAUAUCCGACGGACAUUCACUGCGGAUCUACCAGUGUCUUCUCACUCUCUCAUAACCGGGAAUAGCAAGAGCAGCACGGUUUAAUCUACUCGUUACCCUCGCUGUCAACGUCGGGUGUUGAAUAAGGGACCAUCAAUAAAUUACCGGUUGAUGUCCUCAGAAAAGGCUGUUUUCCUUCGAUAGCUUCCAUGUCAUGUGACUAAUUGACCCAAAAUUGAUUUCAAAUAAUAGUACUUAUGUCGACCAAUAAGACAGACAUUAUUUGAUCAAUUUUCAUUGUGCCCAAAAGUUCUUUGUGUGCUCCUUACUUUUUUAACUUAGGAGCACAUGAGCUCCUUGGGAAAAAGUUAGUGUCAAGCCCGGACUUCACCCACAGGGGGCGUCAACAUCAACACAAUCUAAUUUUUACUCAGCUGAGCUUUAUAUUGUCUUUGAUUUGUCAGCUUUGAUUCUCUUUGUGUUUUCACUUUUACUAAUAGUUGCAAAAGCCCAUAUUUUUCCAUUUUUUGCCAUAUGACACUGCUUAAACAAUUUUAAUGAGUGCGUGUGAGUUAGAAGAAAAAGUUUAAAUGUUAUUGCUGCACUGACAUCAGUCUUUCAAUGUCUUCUCUCUAAGAUGUUCCUGGUGGGGCUGACAGGAGGUAUUUCCUCGGGAAAGAGCACCGUAUCGACGAUGCUGCGGGAGCUCGGGUGCCCCAUUAUUGAUGCUGAUGUUGUUGCCAGGAAAGGUUGGUUAUUAUCCUCCCCUUGAUCAAAUUUUAAGGUUUUUUAAAUUACUACAACGACCUGUUGAAUGCUUGUCAGCCAGUGUCUGGGUUGAGAUGUGUCUCUUGAAUUGACCCUGAUUAAGAGAUGAGCAGUAACCCACAUGUCCUACACCACUGGCUAUUGUUGUGGCUUUGUUUAUCAACACUGGGCCUGUAGGAGGUUCAUUAAGAAGAGACAAGCGCUCGGAGAGAUUGUAUGAAUCAUGACGGCCAUCUCUGCUGACUGCAGGGAUCAUGUUUGAGCUGCGCGGUAAAGAUAAUAAGGUCAUAGAAGACGGGUAAUGGUACACAGCUGCAUCUACAAAUAAAUAUAUGACAAAGGGCAUUGUACUCAAGUGACUGAAAUACCUUGUUAUCCAUCUUACUCCCUUCUUUGUAUAUUUUGAAGGCGUCUAACCUCUUCAUACUAACUUGACUUUCCUAUGUUUCUACGUGUCUAUCAAUGUUACAAAGUUAUUUAAAAAGAAACCAACAAAAAUCUUAAAUGUUUUGUCUUUUCUCGAGAACAGUUGUGGAGCCACACACACCCGCCUAUUCCCGCAUCGUCUACCACUUUGGGCCUGAGAUCCUCCUGGAGAACGGGGAGAUCGACCGGCAGAAGCUGGGUCAGCUCAUCUUCGCCAACGAAGAGAAAAGGAAGCUGCUGAACUCCAUCACCCACCCCGAGAUCCAUAAAGCAAUGCUCAAAGAGAUCCUGUUCUACUUUCUCAGGGGUGAGUUUGGCUCAGUUAUCGGUUAACAGUGAAACAGAGAAUACUUUACUGAAAGAGAGCCAAGGCUGUUUGGCAGCGCAGCAAUGGGCUUUAGGGUCUUAGGCUGCCUCUCACAAAGCUCUCUGUGAGCCAAGAAGAGAAAGAUUUGAAAAUAUUCUCAAUGUUUUAUAAGGUAGAAGGUGAUGAAGGAGUAAGAAGUUUCUGCACUCAGGACUUUUCUUUUUACAUUUCAACUCGUGUUUGAAAAAGACUGCAACAUGAGUGCAAUGACUCACUCUCAUUUCAUUAAAAAUUUUCACAAGAUAAAUACAAAGCCUCAGGAAAGACUUCUAAAAUAUCACACAAAGAGAUAUUGGGAUACCAUUUCUCAUUUCACUUUCAAAAACUGGAUUCAGGAGUUGGACUUAACCAAAUUUCCCUCUAAAAAUACAUAUCUAUAUAAUUUAUUUAGAGUUAAACAUCAGUUUCUUUUUACUAUGUUUGGACUUUAAAACUAGAAACAACUGGGUGACAUCGCUGAGAUUACAUCUGUUCGAUACAGUCUAUUGGAUAUCUUCAACCAGGCCAAGAGUCGCCAUACAGGAAAUGCAGACACCAACUAACUUCUGGCUUAGUAGCAGAUCUAGAAACUAGGGCCCGACUGAUUUAACGGGCCCUAGAAAGGCUCUUUUCUGGUCAGAGUUUCAUCAGUCGGUCUUCCUGUCGGUGGAAGAGCAGUAGCCUACAAUAUAUCUACAGUAUAUAGCAUACUAUAGAUAUCUAAAGUACAUAUGUAUAUUUUAUAACUUCAUGAAAAACUUUAUUAAUCAGUAUCGGCAUCGGCCCCAAAAAACCCAUAUUGGUCGGGCCCUACUAGAAACCCUCAAAGAGGUGGAUCGGGGGCUGUAGUUUUGCAGCUACAUUGCGCCCACCUGUAUGUCAAAUUGGCUACGACUGUAACCGAGUCUUGAUAGAAAUCUGAGUGAAUUGAGGCUCUAACAGGGUUUUUUUUUCUUGGAUUUGAAGCCACAAGUGGACAAUCAGUGUCUACAAUUUGAUGCAUUUCAGCAUGAGCUUCAUUUUCACCUCCAAGCUGAGCACCUAGAAACAAGCUUAAAGUGAGAGCCCAGCCUCUCCUAACAUGUCGUAAAAAUCUGACAGCAAAAGUGACUCAGUAUGAUUCAGAUUUCUAAAAAAGAACCAAUUUUUUGAGCAAUCUAAUAGAUUUUAACCUGAAGUUUGUUAUUUCAAUUGUUUUCCGAACUUCAUCCUUCAUGCAAGCAGCAAACUUUAACAACAGUAGUGGGUUAAGAGAGCCAAAAGGUAAAUAUGUUCUGUGUUUACUACUAUUUCGAGUGAGAACACAGAAGUGGAUGUUGAAAGAUACAGUUACAGAUACACAGUGCAGCUCUUAGGCUGUCCAUGAGGCACUCAGUGUCUAAAACAAGUCUAAGAACGAGUCUUUUAUUCAAAAUUCUUGACUUAAUUGUAUUAUUUGUGUUUUGUCCAUGCUGAAGUGAGUUAAGAGUGUGUUCAUGCCUCCUCUUCUUUCUCUUCAGGGUACCGCUAUGUGGUGCUGGAUGUGCCCCUCCUUUUUGAAACCAGGCGUCUCACUCAGUUUCUAGCCCACACUGUUGUUGUUUACUGGUGAGAACACUCAGUAAUUUUCUUUCAUUUUCUCAUCACUGUCGAGCCUCUCUGAUGGACUGUUUAUCUAAAAGUUUCAUAGGUCCAGGUUAUGAAAUAUUUGGAGGUUUGUUUUUGACAACAUCAGGCCACAGAGUACUGUUUUUUUUUUUUUUUUACCUCUCUCCAGUCCUCAUUAUCAUGACUCACUGCCUCUGGAUUUUUUAACAGACACUCUGCCUGUACCAUAAAUAUCCUCCAUUGUCUGUUCCCUUUUCAGCGACCCUGCCACUCAGCUGCUGCGUCUGAUGCAGAGGGACGGUCUGACCCAGGAGCAGGCCGAGCAGCGCAUCGCCGCGCAGAUGCCGCUCAAUGAAAAGCGCGGCUUAGCCAAUCACGUUAUUGAGAACUCAGGCGGCCGAGAGGACACCCAUCGACAGGUCUUGAGGUUACACACAAAGCUGGAAGACUCCAUGGACUUCCUCUUAGUGAGGGUCAUAGCUAUCGCAGCCACAGCUGGCCUGGGUGGGAUACUGCUAUACGCGGCAAAGAUCCUCUUGUCCUAACAGAGGACAGAUGAGGGCUGAGAAGUGCUUCAGAUGUGGUCAGAGAGAGGCCGAAGGCACAUCAGGGGUAUCGAUGCAAUUUACUGUGAGAUUAGUCUAACAGCACCCGCCUCCACAGCUCAGAGGUGUGAUGUGCUCUGUUAUCAGUUAACACGGACUUACUUUAUUGACACAACACGCACUGACAUACGUGGUUUGGUGUGAAGGGUUUUUUAUGUGCAAUUCAGCUAGUUUACUCUCAGACCUUAAAAAUAUGAAGGUGGUUCCUGUGAAGCUUAGCAGCUGUACAAGCUCAUCAAUGUUCUUAACAGUACUUGCUGUCAAAGGCCUAAAAACAGCUGAAAUGUCUUAUUUUAAAGCAGCAGGCAGUUCAAAACAAGCAUUGAGUCAAAAUUUACCUGGAAAAAAACAAAGAUUUUAUUUUGAUUCACCCUUACACCUUUUUAAGUUUGUCAAAUCAGGCAUGUUGGGCGGUUGCAAAGAUUGUAAAUAUGUUCAAAAACAAUAUGGAGGGGAGUUAAAGAGGUAAAUUCUGUACAUUCUUUACAAAGGUGACUCCUGCAGUCAUCAUUUUCACUGUCACCUUAAAUUUAAGACCCGACACGCCCAUUUUAGCCCCUGUUUUAAAUUGAAUGGAGUACUUCUGAUUGUUAGACAUUUAUGACGCUAAAAAGGAAUGAACUACAGCGUAGUAAAAUGAUCACAAUAGAAUGUAGACGACCUGCAUAAUGAAGAUAAAUAACAGAAUGUAUUUGACAAUCCAUUUUUAAUGGGAACAGAGUGAAUUUUCAUGAAUUAACAGACUUUAUAUUUAUCACUGUAUUUUCUUACACUUGAAGCUAUCAUCUGUAUAUACCAGCCUGACUUUUUUGGUUGUUUCUUGAAUCUUGUGACAUUCAUUUGUAACUAAAAACAACAUUUGUAACAUUAGCUGCUUAGCUGGAUUAUAAAAGAUCAAACACUACUGUUUUAAAACAAACUGUCGUAUGGAGUCAGUUUUUUUUUUUUCAAUAAUUCAUUAUUCAUUUGGAUUUAGCAAUCAUCACAUACUUAAGUGCCUCUAAAAGUGAUUAUACGGACCUACAACCAAUCGGAUUAACAGCAAUAUGAAGAUACAUUAUCGGUUUGUCCACAACAGCUGCCAUUGCCUUCCGGUUAAUGAUGUUCUGUAUUAGUGUUAAUUUAUUUGGUAUUGUGUCCUCUGUGGACAGUUUAAGGUGGUUUGGAAUUUUUCUGAUGACUAGGAAAAGUUGUCUUUAAUCUGAUUUUAAAGCUCCUGUAAAGAGUUUUUCGCUGAUAGUGAAAAAUAUCGAAAUCAAUGUUGAUGUCCCCUCUGUGAAGAUUAAUCACCUACAUAUUAAUAAAUCAAUUAUCCCUUUCUCAUGCUUAGCCAUACAUGGCAGGUAAGAUAAUCAACAAAACAGCUUUUUUUUUUUUUUUUUUUUCAAUUUUCACAACAUAUUUAGUGUUAGAUGGGUUGGGAAUCUUGUCAGAAGACACUGUCUAGGAACUUUAAUAUGACAGUGAUUGAAAUGAUUAUGCAUUUAUCCUAAAAGGGAAAGGUUGGUAGAGCAUGCCCUUCAUCUAAACUUUUAAGUAAAGACAUAUUUAAAAGCAUUAAUAUAAACAGAUAAACAUCAUCGCACCAUCGAUUUUCGCUCGCACAACAAGAGAGAAGUAGAUAAAAAUUUUUGCUUUGAUGACUUGAAAAAAUAGUCCAGAUUUGAGCAAAAACCUUCAAGUCAAAAAUGUUAAAAAAAUGUAUCCUGCUCUAACCACUGUCCUCAAAAGUUGAGUUAUGAAAGAGUUAUGUUUAGAAAGAAUUUAAGGAAGAAUGGUCAAAGUUUUAAUAGAUUCUGACACAAUCCACUUAAAAGUCACUUGGCUAUUUUCUGAAGCUGUUGGUUCCUACAUUUCCCAUAGUGCAUCUCACUUGUGUAACAACCCUAAUUAAGCCACUUUAAGCUUUAAGUUGUCAAAACUUUGGGCUCUGACAACUUUAGACAGUCAAAGAAAUCAGAAUAAAAAGUGUUGCACAAGUUUUCAGAAGCUCCUAUCAAGAGAGAAAUUUCAAAAAUGCAGAGUCGUGUCCUUAUUGAAGAUUCAGCAAAUAACUUUGUUUUGGAUUUGUUUUAAACUACAAAGUAAAGAGAAAACUGUGUAUGAGAACUUCCUCCUGCCUCUGGUCAACUCUUUUAAUGUCAUUUUCUUUGUUUUACAGCUGAGUGACUUUAAUCUGCAAAUGUUUGCUUAAAAUUCAACCGCAGUUUAAUAAACAUGGUAGAAAAGUUGGUAAUGAAUUUUAAGCUUAUUAGUUUAUCAAACAAUUGUUCAGCUGAGUUGUGCACUCUUGCUUCUGUUAUAAUGAACAAUGAAUAAUUAACAAAAUAUUGUUAUGUAAUCCACGAAUAAAAAAACAGAUCCUGCA